Messenger RNA from Pantherophis guttatus, 1127 nucleotides. It is a transcript of the gene GFUS, whose product is annotated as GDP-L-fucose synthase. The record is from RefSeq and is a predicted model, not a curated record. NCBI's taxonomy places the organism in Eukaryota, Metazoa, Chordata, Lepidosauria, Squamata, Colubridae. Gene Ontology annotation, biological process: nucleotide-sugar biosynthetic process. Gene Ontology annotation, molecular function: GDP-L-fucose synthase activity.
GUUAAGUCAGAUUUACGGAACUCGUAUUGAUGGCUGAGCCAGAAAAGCAAAAACGGAUCCUGGUGACGGGCGGCUCUGGCCUGGUGGGAAAGGCCAUUCAGAAGGUGGUUGCUGACGGGGAACAGCGCGCCGACGAGAAAUGGAUAUUUGUGUCCUCCAAAGAAGCCGACUUGACGAAUGCCGCAGAGACCACAGCCCUCUUUGAGAAACACAAGCCCACCCACGUCAUCCACCUGGCAGCCAUAGUCGGGGGACUCUUCAGGAACCUCAAUCACAACUUGGAAUUCUGGAGGAAGAAUAUCCACAUCAACGACAAUGUCUUGCAAGCAGCAUUUGAAUCUGGCGUCCAGAAAGUCGUUUCCUGCCUGUCCACCUGCAUAUUUCCAGACAAGACCACCUACCCUAUUGACGAGACCAUGAUUCACAACGGCCCUCCGCACAGCUCCAACUUCGGGUACGCGUACGCCAAAAGGAUGAUUGAUGUGCAGAACAGGGCGUACUUCGAACAGCACGGCUGCCACUUCACGGCGACCAUCCCCACGAAUAUCUUUGGGCCCCACGACAACUUCAGCAUCGAGAACGGGCACGUCCUGCCAGGCCUCGUCCACAAAGUCUACCUGGCGAAGAAAAAUGGCACCAACGUCACCGUCUGGGGCACGGGAAAGCCUCGGAGACAGUUCAUUUACUCUCUGGACCUGGCUCGGCUGUUUGUUUGGGUGUUAAGAGAGUACAAUGAAAUAGAACCCAUCAUCUUGUCAGUGGGAGAAGAAGAAGAGGUAUCCAUACGAGAAGCUGCUGAAUGCAUCGUGAAAGCCAUGGAUUUCAAAGGACAACUUCUGUUUGACGAAUCCAAAUCGGAUGGUCAGUUCAAGAAAACGGCCAGUAAUGCCAAGCUGAGGAGAUACCUGCCUGACUUCCAGUUCACGCCGUUCGAUCAAGCCGUGAAAGAAAUGUGCGACUGGUUCUGCGCCCAUUACGACAGCGCCCGGAAAUGACCGAAGGGCACCCGCGAUGGCGGCACCUUAAAGUAGGGGCGGCUGCACCCUCCUCUCAAUCUCAGGUAGCUUUUUGGUGAAGAAGGAGAAAAAAAAGAGAGAAUUAAAAGAAAAUUGCUUAGAGUACCAAAA